Molecule: messenger RNA, 2294 nt
Organism: Nomia melanderi (Alkali bee)
Lineage: Eukaryota; Metazoa; Arthropoda; Insecta; Hymenoptera; Halictidae
Gene: Acat1
Product: Acetyl-CoA acetyltransferase 1
Biological process (GO): fatty acid beta-oxidation
Cellular component (GO): mitochondrion
Molecular function (GO): acetyl-CoA C-acetyltransferase activity
Source: RefSeq, a predicted model, not a curated record
AUUGUGCGUGCGCAACAUGUCAGGAAUGUCUUUUUACAGGGUGCUCACAUUUUCAAAUUUUUUAGCAAUAUUUCGUAUUUUAUAAGAAUAUUAACAACGAAUCAAGUUGAAGAAGCUAUUAACGUAAAAAAUGGAAGCAACGUCAAUUUUUAAAAAUGAAAUAUACGAUAUUAAUACAAGGUAUUUUAUUAGAUCUGACAAAUACAAAAGAACCAUGGUUUUAAAGUUAGGUGUAACGGUUUUGUUAUUGUGAUGAGUUGGAACCAAUGUGUGAUAAUUAAAUGGAAAACUAAAUCAAUAAAUUCAUUUUAUUUUGAUCCGUUUUCGUACAUUAUUUUUAAGUAAUAAUUACAACCAGUGUAAUUAAACUCCUUUGUACAAUGGCAAUAUUAAAGAACAUAAAGAAAAUUCAACUGAUCUAUUUACGAUCUUAUACAUCUAAAAUAAAAUUAAAUGAUGUAGUUAUAGUUAGUGCAGUUAGAACACCUAUGGGAUCAUUUCGGGGAAGUCUGUCAAAUAUAAGUGCACCGCAACUUGGAGCUAUUGCUAUACAAACAGCAAUUGAACGUGCUGGACUUUCUAAAGAACAAGUAACAGAAGUAUAUAUGGGAAAUGUUUGUCAAGCAUCUAUAGGUCAAGCACCGGCCAGGCAAGCUGCAUUAUUUGCAGGUUUUAAUUUUAAAAUAAAUUUUUAUUCAUUUUGCUUUCUUAUUAUUAUUAAUGUAUAUAAUGUCAAUAUCAAUAUAACAGGUCUUCCUAAAACUACAAUAUGCACAACAGUUAAUAAAGUUUGUGCAAGUGGUAUGAAAAGUAUUAUGCUUGCUUCUCAGUCAUUACAAUGUGGACAUCAAGACAUUAUUCUUGCUGGUGGUAUGGAAUCAAUGUCCAAUGUACCAUUUUAUCUUGCAAGAGGAGAAACUAAAUAUGGUGGCAUGAAACUUGAAGAUGGUAUCGUACUUGAUGCUUUAACCGAUGUUUACAAUAAAUUUCAUAUGGGCAAUUGUGCAGAAAAUACUGCUAAGAAAUUAAAUAUUACUCGUGAAGAACAAGAUGAAUAUGCCAUCAGCAGUUAUAAACGCAGUGCAGCAGCAUAUGCAAAUAAAAUAUUUUUGGACGAAAUUACUCCAGUUAAUGUACCACAAAGAAAAGGCAAACCUGAUAUUAUAUUUUCAGAAGAUGAGGAGUACAAAAAGGCUGAUUUUACUAAGUUUUCAAAAUUAAAUACAGUUUUCCAGAAAGACAACGGUACCGUAACCGCAGGAAAUGCAUCAACUCUUAAUGACGGUGCAGCUGCAUUAGUAUUAACUACUACCGAGGUCGCUCAAAAGAUGAAUCUCAAACCUUUAGCACAAGUUGUUGCAUUCCAGGAUGCUGCAACUGAUCCUAUUGAUUUUCCUAUUGCACCAACAUUUUCAAUCUCCAAAUUAUUAGAAAACGCGGGUGUCAGUAAAGAUGACAUAGCACUUUGGGAAAUUAAUGAAGCAUUCAGUGCUGUUGCAAUUGCUAAUCAAAAAUUACUUGAUCUUGAUCCCAAUAAAGUAAACAUUCACGGUGGCGCUGUAUCUCUUGGUCAUCCUAUUGGCAUGUCCGGAGCUCGUAUCGUGGGGCAUUUAGUACAUGCUUUAAAGGCUGGACAAAAGGGUGUUGCAUCAAUUUGUAAUGGAGGCGGUGGUGCCUCUUCAAUAUUAAUAAAAAAACUGUGUCAUCCAAUAUCUUCUCCACCCUUAUUAACAUUGUACACGAAAAAGCCGUGUCCACUUUGCGACGUUUUAAAAGACGAAUUGCGAACAAAUUAUUCUGGUCGAUAUCAUUUGCAAGAAGUUGAUAUUACAAUGCCAGGAAACGAACGAUUUCUUAAACUCUACAAGUAUGAAAUUCCAGUUCUGUUCUUGGAGGGUCAAUUUCUUUGCAAACACCGUUUAAACUCAGAACUUUUAGAAAGAAGAUUGAAAGACUUAACGUCGCAAGUUAAUAGCGUUAACGAAUAAAUAUAAAUUACUGAAUCUAAACAAUCGAAAUCUGGUUACACUUGAAACAAAUUCAGCGCGCCAGUAAUGAUCGUACGCGUACAGUAUACAUGCAUAUAUAUGUUUAUGAAAUUUAUUUUUUAUUCUCAAUGGCGUUAAUUAAUUCAGUAAUUUAUUUCCCAUUAAAAUGAUCAUAUCGUACGCAGCGUGACAACUAACAGUAUGGAACUCAUUAUUUUUUACCGUUUCUCAUUAAGCGAAUAGAAAUAAAUGAAACAUUUAUAUAUCCAUUAAAUGGAUCACGAAGAAAUGUAUUUUAGUUGGCGA